AAGCAGUGGUGCUGUCUCAGUGCGCGUGGUGCUGAAAGUGCCAUCUGAAGUAAUGUGGUCGUUAUUCUUUUUCUUUCUGUCUUAUCUGGACAGAAACUUUGUCAAGGGAGAAUUCCCCAAUUAUUCCCUAGAAGCAGAGAAACAGAGUAAAGAUGUGUUUUUCAUGCUCAACAGCACUUUCUGUGCCAAAAUGUCAGGCAUGGGGGGAAAUUGCCUUUACCAAGUGUCAGACGGAAUUGAGGAGGUGCGCUCCGUGCAUGACUCCGCGGGUAAACUGGUGGACUGCUCAGUAACCAUCAACCAGAUGCAGGUGAAGUCAUUCAUGCAUGUGUGCAGAUUGGGACUGAAGCACCAGAGAACCAACCCAGAAGAUAUGGAGUUGAGUUUUACAGACAUGGCAGAAGCCAAAUACAACUGUCAAGCGUUCCAAAAGACAUCAAAGCGCACGAUGGUCACCACGGAGAGGAUAGCCGCGCCAACAGCACAGACACCGAAGGAGACGAGAGAGAAUUCUGUCCACGAGGAUGACAAGCAGGUGAUACGGAGAUCCAAGCGAGGAUUCACUUAUCCUGGAACCCUGUGGUGUGGAGCUGGCAACAUGGCUGAUAAUUACGAUCAUUUGGGUAUGUUGCGUAAAGUUUGAUAUUAUUCUGUAUUUUAGAUGCACGAUUAUCUAUUCUGACCACAUCUAGCCAUUCAACUGUUUCACUGAUUUCGGUGCAUGUUGGUUUGUUGUGUUUUUUAAUAUACACUCUCCAUUUGCAGGAGAGUUCGCGGCGACUGACAGUUGUUGCCGCGUUCAUGACCACUGCCCCUACGUCAUCCAUGCGUUUUCCUCAAUGUAUGGCUACACCAAUUUCAAGUGGCAUCCCCUUAGUCACUGUGACUGCGAUAAUGCGUGAGUUGCCUACAAUAUAGUUGGAACGCCUUUUUGUGUUUAUUUGUGUGUUUGUAUUGUAUUUGCAAGACAUUGCAAGACAUUUGGAAAUUGAGCAAGUUGAGGUGACUAAACUGCUUGGAGUAACCCUGGAUUGUAGACUGUCAUGGUCAAAGCAUAUUGAUACAACAGUAGCUAAGAUGGGGAGAAGUAUGUCCAUAAUUAAGCACUGCUCUGACUUCUUAACAACACUAUCAACAAGGCAGGUCCUAUAGGCCCUAGUUUUGUCGCACCUGGACUACUGUUCAGUAGUGUGGUCAGGUGCCACAAAGAGGGACUUGGGAAAAUUGCAGUUGGCUCAGAGCAGGGCAGCACGGCUGGUCCUUAAAAGUACACGGAGAGCUAACAUUGAUGACAUGCAUGUCAGUCUCUCCUGGCUCAGAGUGGAAGCGAGAUUGACUUUAUCACUGCUUGUUUUUGUGAGAGGUGUCGACGAGCUGAAUGUACCAAGCUGUCUGUUUGGAAUACUGGCACACAGCUCGGACACCCAUGCAUACCCCACAAGACAUGCCACCAGAGGUCUCUUCACAGUCCCCAAGUCCAGAACGGACUAUGGGAGGUGCACAGUACUACAUAGAGCCAUGACUACAUGGAACUCUAUUCCACAUCAGGUAACUGAUGCAAGCAGUAGAAUCAGAUUUAAAAAACAGGUAAAAAUACACCUUGUGGAACAGCAGGGACUGUGAAGAGACACACACACAGGUACAUACACACAUACAUAUAGACACUCACUCUACACACACGUACACAUGAAUGUUGUAUUGUAAAUAUGUGAUAGUGGAGUAGUGGCCUGAGGGAACACACUCAAUUUGGGUAAAGUGUUAUGAAAUAUAAUGUCAUGUAAUAUUUUUAAUUGUAUAUAACUGCCUUAAUGUUGCAGGACCCCAGGAAGAGUAGCUGCUGCCUUGGCAGGAACUAAUGGGGAUCCUUAAUAAAUACAAAUACAAAUGAGCAAAAUGCAAUGCCCUUGAUCCAUCCGUUUAAAUAAUCAUUAAAAAUAAUAAAUAAAUAAACUGCUUCAUACACUUGAAUAAUUAUGUUAGACAGUCAGAGACUGAAACCAAUUAUAUUAUGUACUGCCAGUCAAACCAUCCAGACAGGCUACAGUAAGCUGGAGUGGCACAUUUUCUCUUUGUCACACUGUCUGUGCAGGUUGAAGGAGUGUCUGAAGAAAGUCAAUGACACCUCCUCCAGGGUCGUUGGCCAGGCUUUCUUCAAUGUCAUCGAGGUGCCCUGUUUCCAGUUCAUAUAUGAAGAGCAAUGUGUGGAGCGCCACUGGUAUGGAGCGUAAGUACAGUAUUUACUGUAGGUUCCAAUAAUGCGCAUACAAAUCAAAUCAAAGUUUAUUGGUCAGAUACACAGAUUUGCCGGUGUUAUGGCAGGUGAAGCGAAAUGCUUAUGUUACUAGCGCCAACAGUGAACUAGAAUGUCUUGCAAAUACAAUACAAAUAAUCAAAAAAAUCAAACAAGAAAUAACAAUCCAAGCAUUUUUAAGUGGCUUUGUAGUACACUACAGGGAGCACAUCUUAAACUCUCCAUCUCUCUUAUCCACCAGGUGUAAAAAGUAUGACAAGCUCCUGGUUGCAGUGCCUAGAGAGUCCAUCCCGUAUGAUUUUGGAGGCAUUGAGGUUAUUGACGUGCUGACCGUGGCUCCUCUGGUACAGAAAGAGACAAAGAAAACAGGCACAGAGCAGGACAAUCCUGAAGGCACAACACAGUCCACUGUGUCCGGCUCCCAGACCACUGGCCCCGAGGAGCCCUCCCUCGGGAACAUUGUCACCACCGCUGAGGACUUCAUCAAAUUUCUGGCCACUGUCUCCACCUCUCAGGGUUCGACUACAGACACCACCAAAGGAGAGACACAGACCUCAGAGAAGAAGAAGAGGAAGAACACUGCAGGGAAAAAGAAGAACAAAAACAAGAAGAGGAAAGGGAAAGGAAAAGGGAGAAAGAGGAAGCAGAACAUCGACUCAGUCUCAAAAGGAGCAGAGGAAGGGACUAGAGUUAGUUCUACCAAAGCAGAGGAAGUUGUCGAUAAGAGUAACUUUGUGAAUGAGCCUGAGAAUGUUGACCAGUUGAACAGAAAUGUAAACUGUUUCAGUGAUGGUGAAAUAGAUCGUGGAGGGAAAGAGGAGCUUUCUAAUGAUGUCAUGAGAGAUGAACCACGUGUAGAUGAAGAAAUUGCUGCAGAUGCCUCUGUCACCUCAGUCACUGCUGUCAAGAAGGAGCAGACAAUGCUGGAAACCCCGGCUUUGACGGAUCACACAUCUCUCGCUGUAACCACCGGCACAUCCACUGUGACCACACAGAAAACCAAAAGGCAGAGGUCAAGAAAGGGGGAAGGGAUGAAAAAACAGAGCAACAUAACACCAACUGUCACCCCUAAAGGAGUUGCACGCCAUACCGCCAUUAAACAGGACCUCCCAACAUCCACAACAGAGAGCUCUGGCACCCCGACCAUCCCUACCAGCACUGCCAUAAUCUCUGCAGCGCAGCCUGUGCAACAAAGGUUAGAGAGCCACAGUGAAAAGGGACCUGUUACGGCUACUGCCGGCACCCCCAUUGUGAUUUUUAUCAAAAGCAAAAGGCACAGGUCAAAGGAGAGUGAGAAUAGAAAUAAAAGGAGGAAAAUCACUUCCACUCUUCCCAUGGUGGGGGUUACUUUCAGAACCCCCACUGAAGAGGAUCUUGGAGUGAUCACUACUGAGAGCACAAGUGCUCCAGCCGUCACCACCAUCACUACUGUUAGCACUGCAGGGCAGCCAGUGUCACACAGACCAGAAAGUCACAAUGAGAAGGGGUCCAAGACCACUACAACUAUAACCUCGACUUUGAGUGAGACCAAAAGGCACAGGCCGAAAGAGAGAGAGGGAAGAAAGAUGAGGAGAAAAAUCAUACCAAGUCUUUUGGCUGAGGGCACAUAUCUGCAGAAUAACACUGAAGAUGCCCUUCAUACAGUCACUACUGACAGCACUGGUGUACUGAACAUCCCCACAACCACCACUGUAGUCACUGCAGAGCAGGCUGAGACGCUAGCACCACAGAGCAUAGAGAGUCACAGUGAAAAGGGACAUCUCACCACAACAGCCAGUGACCUCGUUGUGACUGGGAGAAGACAAGGAUCAAAAGAGAGGGAGGGUAGAAAGAAAAGUAAAAAAGUGACCAUAACCACUGUUGUCAAGGAUGAGGUUCCUAUCCAUGAUGACAAUGAAACCAAACUUGAAGAAAUAAUGACAAGUACAAGUCUGACACCCUCAGCGUCAGCAAUCUCAUCCAAAGUUGAAGAAGUAGGAGAGUUCAAUCUACAGGAAUCUGAGAACUACAGAGAACAGACCCUCUUCCCUGUGCAGACCAGCACACCCACUGUAAAUCCAAUAAAAUCCACUAUCCAGAAAACGGAAGCGAGACUAGGUAGAAAGAAAAGGAGAAAAACACCACAAUGAGACUCAUACUAACAAUGUUGCUAGUAUAGAAUGAAAGAGUGCAAUGAUGUCCUAGAUGACUAGCCUAGCUCUUGACUGUCAAAAAAACCUGCUAUGCAGACUCAAACGUAUGUAUAUUAUGUGUUCGUCAUCUUGUGUGUUUUGUCAAAUCAACAUUCGUGCACUAUUCAACAGGAAUCGUAACAACUGAAUGAAGGAUCAGGAUAAUUUAUUGUAAUAUUGUAUGUGCAUUUAAACACCAAUGAUUAAUAAAAUAUUUGAAAGAAGCAUA
Messenger RNA from Coregonus sp. 'balchen', 4651 nucleotides. Lineage: Eukaryota; Metazoa; Chordata; Actinopteri; Salmoniformes; Salmonidae. The record is from the annotation of a GenBank genome assembly.